AAUUUCUCACUGCCUAAACCCUCGCGAGUGAAGUCACGCCAUCCCUCUCACUCUCACAGAGUCGCAGGCUAACUCUCUCACUCUCACUGCGGCGAGCUAGAGAAUCAGGCAGGCAGGGUGGUGAAUCGGUGAUAACCUCCGGGAUCUCCGCCGUCUCCGAGUCUAACAACAUGAUUCGAAGAAUAGCCCAAAUCAACCAUCUGAACCCUUCGAUACCUACAUCUCUCGAAACUUUAAGCCACCAAUUUAUACAACGAUGCUUAGUGAGUGGGACAGCAAAGGGCAAGGGAAAAUUGAAGACAGGUCAGACCUUGAAGAGAUCCAAAAUUUCUACCAAAAAGGGCUCAGAAACUAUACAGAAAGAGGCUCCAAAAAGAAGAAGUGAGUUCGAUGAAAUGCUUGAAGAAUGCUUGACCUCAACAUCACCUCGCCGGUUCUUGAAGCCAAAAGAGAUGGAACGUGAAGCAGAGAGAGAGAAGAUGGGCCUAACUUCCAAAGCCCGCGAAGAUGAGAAAAAGAAAUUGAAGAAAAUGGGGAAGGAGUUCGACUCUCCUUGGAUGAUUGGGACUCCAGGUUUGGACCUGAUUUCUUUGGGGUUAGUUGAUGCGGAUAAGAUACCAAAGUACGAGAUGACGGUAGAGGAUGGGCGAAGGCUAGCCAAAGAGUACAGUAAGGUGUUGAUGAGGAAGCAUAGGGCGAGGCAGGCUGCAGAGUCCUCGCUGUUGAGGUUGAAGAAAGAGGCUAUCGAGGCACUGCCGGAUAAUCUAAAAGCUGCAGCUUUGGUUCCUGAUUUAUCCCCAUUCCCAGUAAACCGGUUUAUGGCAACCUUGACACCUCCAAUCGAAGGAUAUAUUGAGAAGGUUCAGGAGGCAGCAAGGAGGAGCUCUGGAAAGGAGAAGCUCCGAUAAACAAGCUUCAAGGUUAGGUGUUUAUGCUGUUUUCUGCAAUAAUCCAUCGUUCAGUUCAUUAAAGACAUAAGCACUGGGAAACAGCAUUACUUUCUGUUAAUCAUCAAGACAACAAAAUUGCAUCUUUUGUAGCUUUUCACUAAUUUUAUUUUGAUAAUUGUGCAACAAAAGAAGUCAGGGUCGACUGGGAAAGUCUUUAUCUGCACAGAUUGCAACCUUCUUUUCUCAAGGUUCCAUAUACUGAUUGCACCAGAUGAACCUCCAGAUGUUAUAAGGGGCUCUCCACAUCAAUGCUUAAUGAUAAUGUGGUGACAGAACUCUUUGUAUAAUCAGAAUCCUGUCGGGUUGGUUGCAGUUGCUGCUAAUUCUAUUACAGGAUUAAGGAGAAAAGACAAAUAACUUUUCAUAGAAUGAGAUUUUGGCUCAUGUGUCAUGUAUAAUUAUUUAA
Molecule: messenger RNA, 1356 nt
Organism: Ipomoea triloba (trilobed morning glory)
Lineage: Eukaryota; Viridiplantae; Streptophyta; Magnoliopsida; Solanales; Convolvulaceae
Exons: 2
Coding region: 171-908 (245 amino acids)
Cellular component (GO): mitochondrial ribosome; mitochondrial large ribosomal subunit
Source: RefSeq, a predicted model, not a curated record